Messenger RNA from Notothenia coriiceps (black rockcod), 2542 nucleotides. Its product is annotated as netrin-G2-like. Gene Ontology annotation, biological process: axonogenesis; tissue development; animal organ morphogenesis. NCBI's taxonomy places the organism in Eukaryota, Metazoa, Chordata, Actinopteri, Perciformes, Nototheniidae. The record is from RefSeq and is a predicted model, not a curated record. Bases 16 to 1323 code for a protein of 435 amino acids. The transcript has 6 exons.
GGCCACAUACCAGAUAUGCAUGGUAACGUUAAAGAGACACAUGGCCACACAGAAAAUCGUGGUCAUGAACAAGAGACGUAUGGUCCAACGCAUGGCCACGUUGAAGAUGCUCAUUACCACAAAUCAGAGAUUCAUGGUAACGUAACAGAGACAAAAGACCACAUACGAGGCACACAUGGCCAUGCACAAGAGACUCAAGGCCACAUAGUAGGGACUCAUACCCAUGCACAAGAGACUCAAGGCCACGUUGAAGAGACUCAUGGCCACAAUUCAAAAGACCACAUACGAGAAACUCAUGGCCACGCACAAGAAACUAAUGGCCACAAAGAAGAGACUCACGGCCACAAAGAAGAGACUCAUAGCCAGAAAGAAGAGACUAAUGGCCAUGUACAGGAGAUGCAUAGCCAUGUACAAGAGACUCCAGGCCAGGUACAACCGAAACAUGGCCAAGUAAGAGAGACUCAUGGCCACAAACAACAGACUCAUGGCCACAUUCUCACUUUUGGCAUCGAAGAAUCGAUGCAUGGCCACAUAGAAGAGUCUCAUGGCCACAACACCACCUCUUCAUCUGGGCACAGUGUAAAUAGUGAGGCGGAACACAAAGUCUCCCACAAGCCUGAAGGACACAUACACAAGACUCAUGGAUACGAACAUGAUAUUCAAGGUCACAAAACAACAACCUCACCUAGGCACGGAGAGGAGAGAAACGCUCAAAGUAAAGGACUCCUGAAACUCUUGAUCUCAGGAGAGCCCCAGGCCAGACAGUUGUUUGGGAUCAUAUACGAUGCUUUCAGAGACUGUGAGUGCUACGGCCACUCCAACCGCUGCAGCUACAUCGACUACCUGAACAUCGUGACGUGCGUCAGCUGCAAGCACAACACCCGAGGCCAGAACUGCCAGCACUGCAGGCUGGGAUACUUCCGCAACGCCUCUGCCGAGCUAGAUGAUGAGAACGUGUGCAUCGAGUGCAACUGCAACCAGAUGGGUUCUGUUCAUGACCGGUGUAACGGCACGGGCUACUGCCAGUGUAAAGACGGAGCCACGGGGGCCAAGUGUGACGACUGUCUGCCCGGAUACUACUGGAAACAAGGCUGUUACUCUAACGUUUGUGACGAGGAGAUGCUCCUAUGCCAGAACGGAGGAACAUGCAACCAGAACCAGAAGUGCAUCUGUCCUCCAGAGUUUAAGGGGGUCCUGUGCCAACAGUCCCGCUGCGAGGCGGGCAAAGACUGCAGCGCCGCCCCCCCCCUGCACCUCAGCACGGCCGCCCUGCUGCUCUGCACUCUGCUAGCAAACCUGCUGAACACGUUAACGCCCCACUGAGCCACCGAACCCCCUCGGACCAGGGAGUGUGUGUUUAUGUGUGUGUACGCCAGGCCAGGGGUCUGAAGGGCCGCCUGGACGCGUUGAACACACUGCAGCACUCGCAAAGAGCUCACUCACACUACACAAACUAGCCCCUUUCAAACACAUAAAUACACACACACACACCUCACAGGACUGUUAUGAUACCGAGUGUGUGCUCAGUUGUGAGAAAAAAAGAGGAGCGACCUCAGAGAAAAAAGAUGCAGACGGAAAGAGUGGGGGGGGGGGGGGGAAUCAUACCAACCACUGUUCCCUUUAUUCCUGAGCUGGAGCAAUGUGCAUCAAACCAAAAAGCAUAAACACUUAAGUCACCACUGUAUCACUUCUAAGGGAAUGGCUGUUACACACAUGUGGACCUUUUCUUUUUUCCUUUUUCCUUGGUUGGAUGCCACCUCCGUCUGAAUGACGGCCGACGUGUGUGUGUGGGAACGCUCGACGGCGUUCGAUCCCGCUGCUGAGGCCUACAUAGUAUAUUAACCAGGUUUCAUUUCCUCUCAGAAGAUGAGACUUGAUUUUACAUUUAUUCUAUUUCUGCUGCUUUUCUUUUUUUAAUAAUUAUAUCUUGAGUCAUUGUAUCUAAUGUGCCCACUUACAGUCGCUGAGAUUAUACAUAUUAUAUUAUAUCCAGGGGGUUACAAAUUAUAAAAAAAGAAUUUAGUCACUAUUGUGGAUGUUAUAGGAAUGAGUGAUUGUUGCCACACUUAGCGAGAUUUAAUCUUCACACAGUAUUCAGGAAGCAGAAUUUAACAGAAUUUAACUUAUCAGAAGUCUAAAAGAGAGAGAAAAAGAUAUCAACCACGUAUCAAUAUUAUAUGACAUUAUUUGAAUAUUUUUUGUAGAAAUUAUUUUUGUUUGGAGUUACAAUAAAUUAUAAAAAAUGACAUUUACAACUAUUCUAAAUGAGCAGUUUAUUACACUGAGUGUAAACCUUGCAGUAAAUAUGACUGUUAUUUGCCUUCUUGCUUGUUCUUUUGUUAUUCCAUCAUAAUUUUAAAAAUGUUUCCAGUGGCGUAAAAUGAAGAUAGAGCAAGUUAUCCAUUUAUCAUAUUUCCUUCACUUUUGACAUGGUGUUGAAUGUUCAUGAUUACAAACAGACUAUUCCAGCAGCCUGUCUGACAAUCACAAAUAACUGCUUUCCUGUCAAGAGAAUAUAAAGGAUUUUAUUCUGAUAAAAGUU